CAUCUACUUACCUGCACUCGAUUUCGAGCAUUGCUGUGGAUCUUUAACUUCUGAGUUAAGACUGUGGGAGAUCCUGAUCACUUCACGGAGGUCAAGCUGUUCACAGAGGUUCUGCUGCUGCCGGGCGCCUGUCGGUUCCACGAGCUCUGUCUCUAAACAGUGAGUUUGCCAGACGGGUGCCUCUCAUCAGGCUGUCUGGACCAGUGGCUCGGGUCCCAUCCAACUCACCUGGUUCCCCGGGCACCACACUACGACAUUACAGGACCCUCCCCAUAUACACCCUGGAUUCGCCAAGUGGAGUUAGUUCUCGCAUUUAAACUUGCCACGUGUCAGUUUUCGUUUAACCGAACAAGUUGUUUGACCGUUUUAACUACCCCCCCAAAGGUACGGACAAUACUACUCGCAUGAAUCUUGCCAUUUCGGGCCACGUUCGGCACUUUCAUUUCGGAUUUUUACGAAGCUGUCUUAAAAUAAAGGGUAAGGGAUUACGCUUUAAUUCCCCUCAUUUUAACUGGAUUUCAGCUUUUCGUUUAACAUAUAUUUGAAGGUUGCUGUGUUAAUAUCGCCACCUUGUGGCCUUGUUUACAACAAUUGUUUUGUGUUAAUUACUGUGUCUAAUGUCUGAUUAAUUCCUGAUUGAGGUUUGUUUCCUUAACCUAGACUGUUGUUUUCACGGGGACAGUUAUAUGCACUAUAGUUCCUACAACUUGUACGUUCAAAUUCAAACAUAUCAAGUAUUUAUCAUUUUUUCCGCUUGCUUCAGCCUCAUUUGGUCUACCUUUCAUGAAUUAAUUAGCCAAUCAGGAGUUCCAAGUGUCUUUCUGCUAAAUAUUGGUACGUGGUUUAGGGUAUUGUUUGCUUCAAGGGAUUAUUAUUUGUGAAAAAAAUAUUGUUUAUUAUAGUAGUUGAUUUUAGUCCUAUCUCCAUGUAGGUACUGACGCUCAUCCAUCCAAGCCCGCAUGAAUUGUCGCUCUAGCGAAAUAUUAAAGGUCAUUCUUGCCGCUAGACUUAUUAGUAAGUGGCUAUCAUUUGAAUUGUUUCUUGACUGCAGGUAUUUUUAUUUGUUGGAAGUUAUAAAUUAAGUCUUGUCAACUGGUCUUCUCCCAAGUAUUCAUUACCUGCAGCCUCAUGUGGCAUUUGAGAAUCAGGAGACCGGCAUUGGUUCACCUAUGCUAUUUUUAGGAUGUAGGCCCUAGUGGGAGUUUUUAUGGGUACUUUUCUCUUAUUUUAGUAGACACUCCUGUUUCUUGCUACAACCUCACCUAUACAUAUACAAGUCCAGUUACUUGACUAAGGUACAAAUUAGACACUGCUAUAAGUACGUAGUAACCAGGACUGGCUUCUUCUCUAGCUAUACACUAGGGCCCAACUAGGUACGACUUACUAGGUCUCUUCACCAUAAUCAGUGGUCCAGCGAGGCCAACUCCCAUCCUCAACUCGAGGUACAUUCGCCCAUCAAAUCCAAUGCAUAGUUAGUGCCUCGCUCAUUGGUACAGUGAGGGUCUCACCUGUCAUACCUUAUUGACUAUUUGUUAUGUCACCUGAGGAGUGCUCCCUGGCAAUACGCUAGAGGGUAUUUACGCCUGCGUGCCAAUUCAUAGUUAAAGCCUCUCUGGCCACUUGGCGUCUAACUAGGUCAGCAAAUUCAUCUUCUGUUAAUACAAUUUCGCCUGGCAUUAGCUACGGACAGUCCACCAUUUCACUUCACCUAUCAUUAACGCUAUGUUACAUUUUGUCUAUGCUUCCUACUUAGAAUGUCCAACGAGUGCAUUCAAGGUGAUGACCUAUUAUUACCUAGUACCCUGCUAGGAACGAUUCUCCCUCCAGGCAAGGGGACUCAGCAAGAACUAGUUCAUAAAGAUCAUGGACUAUUACGGCUAAAUUAAAGAUAACAAAUAUAGCCUACCCACGCACGGUAAGGAAGGUUGAAUUGUUUAGACUGUUAAGGUCUCAGGCAGACUCUGGAACCCCUGGUCCCAGUUAUGAAGGAGUUGUUUGGCUGACCUGCACUGCGUAAUUACUAAUUUGGUGCGAGUGUUGGAGUGCAGGGUAAUACUCUUAUGGUUGCUAACCAGCCCUCAGCCUCCACUAGUAACAUAAUCAUGCCAGCCCAUCUAGUUAUUUUGAUGCUGAGAAAGGACAUCUUGGAGGGCAAAGAUGUCAACCUGGUGUCCUUGCUCGUAGCAUCACAGGACGUCAUUGACAACAAGUAAUACUCAUUUGGUGACUUGUCUGUUGUAGUGAAUGCACAGGACUCUAGGCUCAACAAAAUACUAUCUAUCCCAGAGUUUGUUUUAACAUUUGGGUUGUUUAAGGAUGUAAUAUGUUCAGUUUUUUCCCAAAGACGUGAAGAGUUCGACUUGUACUUGCACAAGCUGGUCGACCUCAGGCAUAAGUACGGCGCAUUCGCGUUUUUUUUUUUACUAUCACAAGUCAAUUUCCGCAAAGGUAGCCGCCGCACUUUCCCAGGUCAGUAUUAAAACUGAUUGGAGUUCCCUUAAUGCAGAACUAUUUUGUAGACAUUUUGCAGGUCUAAAAGUGCCAGCUUGUGCAGUUUGCUCGUCAUCCAUUUUUGCAACGAAUCUAUGCCCUUAUGCAUCAGUUUUUCGAUAUAGUUCUGUUUCGAUUGUUCCAUCGAAUAAUAUCUUGAUGUUCAGGUCUAAAAAGACUAGUUGUUCAGCGUCAAUUACAUGGGUCAGUUUGAGACCUGUUGUGUUGUAAUUGAGUAAUGUGACCAAUUCUUCAAACUGAGUGAUAGAACCCAACCAAAAGACCAAGAUAUCAUGAAUAUAUCUGUGCCAACUGUAAAUACAGGUCUGAUAUUUAUCUUCUAUGGUUAAUUCCAAAAUAGUUUGCUCCCACCAGCCCAAGUACAGGUUUGCAUAGCUAGGAGCACAUGCUGUGCCCAUAGUAAUGCCCCUGAGUUGAAGGUAAUGAAUUCCAUUGAAUACAAAAAAGUUGUGUGUAAUUACAUAUUCCAACAGUUGAAUGAUAAAGUCGCUUUGUGUUGAGGUGAAUUUGUAUGAUGUGUAUAGGAAAUAUCUAGUUGCCAUAAUCCCUUUUUCAUGGGGGAUGUUAUUAUAAAGUGCUACAACAUCUAGAGAUCUUCCAGCAAAAUGAGUGUUUGCUUUGUAUCUUGGAGGUAAGAUUUUAAAGUAAUCACCAACGGAUGUAAUAGUUUCUCAAGAUAUUGACAACUUCUUUCCAUGAUGGAGCCAUUCCCAGACACUAUUGGUCUCCCUGGUGGAUUACUGAUGUUUUUAUGUAUCUUUGGAAGGCAAUACAGAGUGGCAAUGGUCGGGGUCAGAUGUGGUAAUAUGAAUCUAUAUUCCUCUUUUGUUAUGAUUUUAUUCUCUAAUGCCGGUUCCAAAAUACAUUUAAGUUCUUUUAGGUAGUGUGUGGUAGGGUUAUUAGGUAAUUGCCUGUAUGCUGAUGAAUCCCUAAGAUGUUCCAUACACAUCUCUAUGUAUUGUUCUCUGUCCAUUAUGACCACAUUUCUGCUUUUAUCAGAGGGUUUGAUAAUGAUGUUAGUUUCAAUGUUUAAUUCCUUAAGAGCCCCUCCGUUGCUGUAUGGGAAGAUUGUCUUGUUCAAUUUUGGGAGCGGUAAGAGAUUCAAUUGCAGAUGUGGUCAUCUGGAUGAAAAGAUCAACACUAGACACUUCAGUUAAAUUAGGGGUGAACCAGCUUUCGGGUUUUAAAUCCGUAAGUGCUGGUUCUAAAUUUUGUUCCUCAAGUAAUGAUAAUAACGUUUGAUGAAGUUGGAACUCAUCAUAGAGGAUACCUAUUUCUUUGGCUGUUUUUUGGUCCUUUCUUUUGUGCACUACAUUGAGGGCUAAUUUACGGCCAAAAAGGUCAGUAUCUUUUUUACCUACAGGCACGCUGGAAUGUGACAACCUACUAUCCAUAUUAGAUCACUGUAAUGAUAUUGAUGUUACAAAGUUUUGGAGUCCAGUAGCCAGAUCAGCAAUGUUUUCUGCCAGAGGUAGCCACUCGUUACCCAGGUGGUUGAGCCCCUGAGCCUUGAGUGGCCUUCUGGUCUUAAGCAGAGAUGGGAGACUGGAACAGAAAGAUGAUAAUCGUAGUGAGGCAAGCCGAGGUCAGUGGGAAGGAGAAGCAGCAAAGUCAAAACAGUCCAAAUUCAGCAACAGGAAGGAGAAACAGGAACACGCUGAUUAGAGAGUACAGGAACCACAAUAAUCUGGCAAAGGUACAGAGACAGGAAGUGGCUUUUAUAGGCCAAGAACCAGACACCUGACCAGACACAGCUGAAGUGAGUUGUCACUGAUAACCUUGACUCUACAAGCAAUGGUAUCAGAUCUCAGGUAAAUUUGCAAAAGGCAGGCUGGUGUACUGGUAAGGAAAAGGUUUAGCACCAUGUAAACCAGGGUUCGAAACCCAGCAGAGUUAGUUCCUCAAAUUAACUCCACCUCUACAGGCGCAGCCUCUGGAUGCCCUAUUUCCUGGUUUAGCAGGGUACUGUGCAUGGAAAGACUGAAGAAGAUCAGGAGCAUGAAUAUUGUCCACUGGUUCCCAUGAUCUAUCCUCCUCACCAUAGCCUUUCCAAUGAACCAAGUAUUGAAGCUUGUUGCGGAAGAUCCUGGAGUCAAGAAUUUUUUCCACCUCGUAUUCAUCUUCACCAUCCACGAGGACUGGUGGUGGGGCAGGCAAGGCUCGACCAGGGAAAGUAUUUUCAUGAAAAGGUUUAAGCAGUGCCACGUGAAACACCAGAUGUAUUUUCAUGGAAUCCGGAAGUUGCAGACGGAAGGUGACUGCAUUGAUCUGAGCGAUUAUCUUAAAAGGUCCCAUGAACUUUUGACCCAAUUUAUGAGAAGGAAUCCUAAGCUUAAGAUUCUUUGUUGACAGCCAAACCUUGUCACCAACAUGAUAAACUGGGGCCUCCUUUCUGUGCCUAUCAGCAGCUCUUUUGUAACAUUCCUGAGCCUCCGAAAGAGUCUCCUUCAACAGUUCUUGGGAAUCUCGUAAGGCGGUUAGCCGGUCAGUGACUGCAGGAAUGGGAGUAGUAAUUGGGAGACUCACUAGAAAGGUUGGAUGGUAACCAUAAUUGGCAAAAAAUGGGCUCAGAGAAGUGGAGCAGUGUUGGGCAUUGUUAUAGGCAAACUCCGCCGUGGGUAGAAAAUCUAGCCAGUCAUCCUGCAGGUAACUAAUAUAGCACCGCAAAUAUUGUUCUAAAGUCUGGUUGGUUUGCUCAGUCUGUCCAUUACUUUGUGGAUGAAAAGCUGAAGACAGAUUUACAUUAAUACCUAGAAUAGAACAAAAAUAUUUCCAAAAAUGAGAUGUAAACUGCACUCCCCUGUCAGAAAUUACUUCAUCAGGCACUCCAUGCAAGCGAAAUAUUUCCCGAAUAACAAGGUCAGCAGUCUGUUUAGCUGAAGGGAGACCACGAGCUGGUAUGAAAUGACUCAUCUUGGUUAACCAGUCCACAACAACAAGAAUAGUAGUGUGUUCCUUAGAGGGAGGUAGUUCCACAAUAAAGUCCAUGGAUAUAGAUCCCCAGGGACGAUGAGGAAUCGGAAGAGGCUGAAGCAAGCCAACAGGGGAUGAGCGAGGAGUCUUAUGUCUGGCACAUACAUCACAAGAGGACACAUACUUCUUAACAUCCUCAUAAUAUUUAGGCCACCAAAAGGAUCGGGUAAGUAGUUCUUGUGUCUUUCGGAUUCCUGGAUGACCUGCUGGUUUAGAGUCAUGGUAGAGGUGUAAAACGUCCAGUCGCACUGAUUCUGGAACAAACAGACGUUGUUGAAAAAUCCAAAAUCCAUUAAGCAUGGUCAUAUGAAGAUCACGAGGAGGAUCACGAAAAACUGGAUCUUUAGAGUAGCCCUUUUUAAUGCGAGACAUUAGAUCAGAAGGAAAGGUAACUCCUAAAAAUCUGCUCUCCGGCAAGAUGGUGGCCUUGGUUACUGUAGUAUGGAGGGGGUCAGCUAUCCUAGACAAGGCAUCCGCCUUGCCAUUUCUGGAACCAGGGCGGUAUGAAAUAAAAACAUUAAACCUUGAGAAAAAUAGGGACCAGCGUGCUUGUCUAGCUGACAGUCUCUUAGCGGAUUGGAUACAUUCUAGAUUUUUGUGAUCUGUGAGGACAGUAAUUGGAUGGGUGGCUCCCUCCAAGAGAUGUCUCCAUUCGGUGAAGGCAGCUUUUAUAGCCAAAAGUUCUUUAUUCCCUAUGUCAUAAUUUCUUUCUGCUGGUAACAUCUGGCGGGAAUAGAAGGCACAUGGAUGUAACAACAUCUUAGGUCCAGUCCUUUGAGAUAGUAUAGCCCCAACAGCUGAAUCAGAAGCAUCUACCUCUACAGUAAAUGGCAAUUCUGGCUGAGGAUGCACCAAGAUAGGGGCAGAUGUAAACAGAGUCUUUAACCUGGAAAAUGCAGUGUCAUCCUUAUUGGACCACUGAAAAGGAGUCCCUUUACGUGUAAGUUCAGUGAUCGGUGUAAUAACGGCAGAGAAAUUCUUAAUGAAACGCCUGUAAAAAUUGGCAAACCCCACAAAUCUCUGUAUAUCUUUUUCAUUCUUGGGGAUGGGCCAGUCCAGCACAGCUUUAAUUUUACUUGCGUCCAUACUUAAACCUUUAGGAGUUAUUACAUACCCCAGGAACUGAAUUUCUGUUUGUUCAAACUCACAUUUUUCCAGUUUAAUGUAUAGGUGGUGGGUACGAAGGCGCUCAAGAACAAUGCAGACCUGUUUUCUGUGAUUUUCAAGAUUAUCAGAAAAUAUCAGGAUAUCAUCCAAAUAUGCCACAACAAACUGAUCCAGGAGAUCCCGUAGUACAUCAUUGAUUAGAUGCUGAAAAGUUGCAGGGGCAUUACAAAGCCCAAAUGGCAUUACUAGAUAUUCGUAAUGUCCGUACCUGGUUCUGAAAGCUGUUUUCCAUUCAUCAUUUGGUCUUAUGCGAACCAGAUUAUAUGCCCCCCGUAGAUCAAGCUUCGUAAAUAUUUUAGCUGAACGAAGUCUCUCCAGAAGUUCAGGAAUGAGAGGCAAGGGAUAACGGUUUUUAACAGUGAUUUUAUUAAUGUCCCUGUAAUCGACACAUGGUCAUAGACUGCCAUCUUUCUUUUUUACAAAGAAUAUAGGAACUCCUGCUGGAGAAGUGGAUGGUCGAAUAAAGCCUUUGGCAAGAUUUUCUUGUAUGUAUUCACGAAGUGCUUUCAAUUCAGGCUCAGAAAGGGAGUAUAUACGGCCAAAUGGGAUAGCAGCUCCAGGUAGCAGCUCUAUGGGGCAAUCAUAAGGCCUGUGAGGUGGAAGCUGAUCAGCAUUCUUCUUAUCACAGACAUCUGCAAAAUCCCGAUAUUGUAGCGGAAGCUUGGUUAAGUUUGUAGCAACCAUUUCAUUAAUUGUUGUGGUAACAGGUGUCGCCUUAGAGGGUUGACAAUUCAUUAAGCAGUGUUCUGAAGGAAAGGACAAAGUUCUAGUCUUCCAAUCAAUCUGUGGGUUAUGCAGAGCAAGCCAGGGUAUACCCAAAAUCACUGGAAACUGUGUUGAGGAAAUUAGGUGGAAAGAUAUAGACUCAUGGUGAUUCACUUCCAGAAUCAAUUUUAAGGGCACAGUCUCAUGUGUAACCGGGCCUGACGUAAGUGGAGAACCGUCUACUGUUUCCAUUAACACAGGUGAAGAUUUAGGGAUAGACUGAAUUUUAUUUCCUGCUGCAAAUUUAAUGUCCAUAAAGUUUCCGCCUGCUCCGGAAUCUAUCAUAGCUGUAGUUGAAAUUUUAUUAUUACCAUAUUGCAAAGUGAUUGGCACCACCAAAUGAGGAUGUUGAGUCAUCAUACCUUCUUCACCCUGAGCCAGAGAAAACAAGGGUUGUGUGACAGAAUCCAGUUGGUCUGAAAUCUGGGAUUGGUGUUGAAUCUGUGCACCCUCAGCAGUCAUAGCUAUUGUUCUUUUAGACUUGUUAGGGCAAUUGAUGGCAUAAUGCCCUGCACUACCACAAUACAGGCAUAAGUUGUGAGUGCGUCGCCACUGUUUUUCUUCAUUGGAUAAUGGCCCUCUUAUUAGAUCUACCUGCAUAGCCUCAGGUUCAGAGUCUGUAGGUGUUUGUGGGGUCGGAGUAGAAAUUCUUGAAUAGAAAGUAGGAGUAGCACUUGGUUUAAAAGAGCCCUGUCUUUCCAAUCUUCUUUCUGAAAGUCUCCGAUCAAUACGGAUAGCCAACCGCACAAAUGCAUCAAACUCAACAGGAAGAUCAACACGAGCUAGCUCAUCUUUUAUAGCUUCUGAGAGACCCCUUCUGAAGUGGAACCUCUGGGCUGAUUGGUUCCAAGUAGUAUCAGUAACCCACUGUCUGAAUUCAGCAGCAUAUUCAGCCACAGAGCGCCUCCCUUGAUGUAAAUGAAGGAGAGUGGCUUCUGCUGUAGCACAGCGAUUGGGAUCAUCAAAAACUAGGCACAUGGCCUCAAGAAAGUCUUUUAAAUUUCCCAAGAUUGGACUGUCCUGUUCCAGAAAAGGGGAGCCCCAGGCCAGGGCUUCAUCUUUGAAGAGGGAAAAAAUAAAUCCCACCUUCUCUCUUUCAGAUGGAAAACGGUUAGGUAACAUCAUGAAAUGCAAACGGCAUUGAUUUAGGAAACCCCUGAAUUUUUUGCGGUCUCCUCCAAAUUUUUCUGGUAGAGGCAAGCGGGCAUCUUGUGCAGGUGUAACAGUAGUAGUAGCAGCAGCCGCAACAUCAUGUGCCCUGUAGCUGGUAAGCUCACUAUGCAUUGAUCGAACUUCAUUUUGCAGUUCAGCUACCUGAUCCUGCAGCACUUGAAUGGUCUGUGCCUGAGUCUGCAUAGUUCUUGCAUUAAAAGCAACCUGCUGGGCCAAUGCAGAAUCUGAUCCGACGGUCUCCAUGAAUGGGCCAGAUUAUUCUGUAAUGAUAUUGAUGUUACAAAGUUUUGGAGUCCAGUAGCCAGAUCAGCAAUGUUUUCUGCCAGAGGUAGCCACUCGUUACCCAGGUGGUUGAGCCCCUGAGCCUUGAGUGGCCUUCUGGUCUUAAGCAGAGAUGGGAGACUGGAACAGAAAGAUGAUAAUCGUAGUCAGGCAAGCCGAGGUCAGUGGGAAGGAGAAGCAGCAAAGUUCGAAACCCAGCAGAGUCAGUUCCUCACAAUCACCCACAGUUGGUACACAAACUUAUCAUGACCGAGGUGAACCAAGGGUUUUUGUUGGGCCCAUUCUUUUCAUCAACCUUCACAUCUUGGAGAACCAACCCCAUUGGGGUUGUCAUGGGAAAAAACUUACACAAACCUAGACUGAUCAUUGAUUUAUCUGCACCACAUUCCUCCGCGGUUCCCAGCCUAAACUCACUCAUACCUUCUGAAGAGUUUUCACUACAUUAUGCCACUAUCGACCAUGCCAUAGGUGUCAUCAUUAAAGCAGGCACAGGGGCAUGGUUAAGUAAAACGGAUGUAGUGAAUGCCUUCAAGUUACUUCCUAUGCACCCUUCCCUUUGGUACCUUCACGGCAUUAAAUGACAAGGGUUAUAUUAUUUCUUCACCCGUCUCACUUUUGGCUCCAAAAGUAGCCCACGUAUUUUUGACACAUUUGCAGAGGCUUUGUGUUGGUUAUUACUUAAUGUGUGUAAAUUUCCUUCAGUUAUUCACUAUCUGGAUGAUUUCCUCACGAUUGAGAACAACAAACUCCCCCCAAGUAGUUUGAAACACAUGUUGGCUUUGUUUGAAUCCCUCACUAUCGCAGUCUCCCUGCACAAGACGUUGGGCCCAGACACCAACAUUCAAAUUUUUGGGGAUACAACUAGACACUGUACACAUGCAGACUAGCCUCCCUCAGGACAAAAUUGAGUGUACCCUGGCAAGCAUCGAACACUACCUACUGCAAGGGUGUUGCACCCGGAAAGAACUGCAAUCACUGCUGGGGUCGCUCAACUUUGCAAUGAGGAUCAUUCCACAAGGUAGAUCUUUAAUUUCACAUCUACUAUCCCUAUUUCCACAAUUCACCUCAGACACUUCACGUAUCACGUUAGACCACCACGCAACCUCUGAUUUACGUAUGUGGGUUUUUAUCUCAGCUCUUGGAACGGGCGAGCCAUGUUUAUACCACCCCACUCUGACACCGCACCUACACUGUGGACAGAUGCCGCAACAAACACAGGUUUUGCAGCCAUCUGGGGAGAUCAAUGGCUUUGGGGACCAUGGCCAACUGAAGUCAAAUCACUGCCCAAAUUCACCAAGACCUCAGCUUUAUUUGAGCUGUACCCAAUUGAGGCGGCGGCCAUUGCCUGGGGACCACAUUGGUCCGGUCACACAGUUAGGUGCUACUCGGAUAAUAUGGCUACAUGCCAUAUUGUCAAUAAAGGCCGGUCAGCAUCCCUGGUAAUUAUGAGACUCCUAAAACGACUCACAUGGGUAGCGGCCACCUGUCAAUUCUUUAUCACAUGUGUUCACGUUCCGGGGUGCACAAACACUGGUGCUGAUCACAAGUCUCGAUUUCGUUUUCAGGAUUUCUUCAUGACACUACCCUCCGCUUCCAGACUGGCAACUCCUGCCCCACAUUUCCGAGACAUGAUAAUGGAUUAAAGGCUUUGUUAGAUCACGCACGUCACAUUUCUCACCUCGCACUUUCAGUAAACACUAGGACACAUACGACAGGGAUUUUCACGUAUUCAAGAAAUUCAUCACUGAAUUCCACAUCCACGACAUGUUCACGUUAGAAUCAAUAUUGGGUUUCACUUCUUUUUGCCACAUCAACCUUAAAUUAUCAUUCAACACUAUAAAGCUGUACAUUACGGGCAUUCAACACCACAUGCUUAUCCAACAACCCAACGCUACAGGUUUCCUGACCUCAUAUCAAAUUCAGACAGUACUUAAAGGCAUUAAAAAAUUGGACGCACACGUCCCCUCACAAAGACUUCACAUAGACAACAGCAUAUUCCAUUCACUAAUCAAUUUAUUAGAUUCUUCUCCUUUCGAACCCAUAACUAAUACCGUAAUAAAGACAGCUAUAUAUUUAGCUUUUUAUGGGUUCCUCCGACCCAACGAAUUCACGACUAGGACCAUUACAACCUCCAACUACCUAAGAACUAUGGACUUGCAAAAACAUAACAACCAUUACUUACUAUUUUUAAAACAAUCAAAAACCAGCACCAUAGGUCAUACUAUUGAAAUCCCCUUGAAUCCUACCCAUAAUAAAUGGUGCCCAGUACAAGCCUUUGACGCUUAUUUUCUUUCACUCCACAAACAACCUCUACAACCUUUGCUCGAACUGCAUGGAAACAUUCUGACUACAACAAACUUUAUGCUUUAUGUACAACUACUGUUGACUAGGCUCGGCCUAAACCCCAAUAAUUUCUCAGGUCACUCUUUCCAAAUUGGGGCAGCAUCUACAGCAUCUGCUAAUCACGUACCCACUCACAUUAUCAAGGUGAUGGGUUGCUGGAAAUCCUCCGCCUACACACUCUACAUACCUAAUCCUGUUAAAGAAUUAAGACCAGCUUUCUGUGACUUAUCUAAAUAAAUAAAGCUGGUUAACCGUAUUACAUCUUAUGGUAUUUUCUUUUGCCCACUUUUAUUACAGGCCUACUGCUUUGUCGGUUCCGGCCCACCACAACCAACUGGUUCCAACUCAUUGAUGUUAUGGUUAUUAUAUGCUAGAUUUCUGUAUACGACUAUAUUGCCCCGUCUACAAAUAUAUAUAUAAUUUUAUUCUAACGAUAUUUUGAUAAUAUAUAUGCCAUUCUGGGGUCAAGAAGGAUUUUUUUUCCUAGCUUGUUUCAAAAUUGUGCUUCAAACUGGUUUUGAAGCAAGUCUGAACUUGAUGGACGCAAGUCUCUUUUCAGCUAUGUAACUAUGUAACUAUAUAUUUAUAUCAAAAUACACUUAUAAUGAAAUUAUAUAUAUAUAUAUAUAUAUAUAUAUAUAUAUAUAUAUAUAUCUGUUUAUAUAAUAUAUUUUUUAUAUUAUGUACUUAUUAGGCUGCCGCCUUUUGUAUCACACAGCUAGGUUUUCAAUGCUGCCGCCCAUCCCAUGUGUUCCCUAUCAAGGGUUAAUAAGUCUAUAGGUGUAUAGGGUGUAUAUAAAAAAAAUACCCCUUUCUGUCUCAUUAGAGAUAUCUUUGCCAGAAGCUCAAGGAAGCAAGGUGAAGGGUCAGAGUAGGACCCGUCUAUGGGGGUCUGCCUUGAUGUUGGCAGGUGGGCAUUCCCUCCAUCCCUCCUGCCAUUGGAGUAACUAAAUGACCUCCAUUCAUUUAAAUAUACAUAGGGAUUAAGGAGAGAGUGCAGGUAACUUUUUUCCUUUGGUUUUUACUAUAUGUAUUGGAGCUGAAUUGUACUGCUCAACAAGGUUCCUGAUGAAAGUCCCAAACGUCGACUGAAACGUUGAGCAGCUAUUUUUAAAGAUGGAUGAAUAAAGUUUACAACUUUUAAUUACCUAUUGGAAUCCGUGAGUGCUGGUCAUCUUCUCUAUCUGGUAUCCCCCAGAUUACAAGCACCCGGUUUAACUACUUUGGAGCCAGUGUGCAAGGAGAUUGUGGAAUAUAUAUAUAAUAUAUAUAGUUUGAAUCUAAAAAAGUGAGAAAUUAAGAUUUUUAUUUUUUUUAAAUGUUUAGUUCUGCAUGGCAUUUUAACUGUGAAUGUCAUAAUACCGGGUUAAAUAUUUUUAUUCAUAAUGAAUUAUGUUUUUAUAUAUGAAUAGUUCAUGUGAAAAGAAAGUGCUGUUUCUCCUGAACAAAAUUAUAUAUAAUAAAUGUGGGUGCACUUAAAGGACCACUAUAGUGCCCUGAGGGUGCCCCCGCCCGGCUCUGGAAGGGGGAAAGGGGUAAAAACUCACCUUUUUCCAGCGCUGGGCGGAGAGCUCUCCUCCUCCGAUCCUCCUCUUCUCCUCCCUGUCGGCUGAAUGCGCACGCGCGGCAAGAGCUGCGUGCGCAUUCAGCCGGUCACAUAGGAAAGCAUUCAUAAUGCUUUCCUAUGGACACUGGCAUGCUCUCACUGUGAAAAUCACAGUGAGAAGCACGCAAGCGAUUCUAGUGGCUGUCAAUGAGACAGCCGCUAGAGGGAAUGGGGGAAGGCUUAACCCAUUCAUAAACAUAGCAGUUUCUCUGAAACUGCUAUAUUUAUGAAAAAAUGGGUUAACCCUAGCUGGACCUGGCACCCAGACCACUUCAUUAAGCUGAAGUGGUCUGGGUGUCUAGAGUGGUCCUUUAAUAUGAAAAAGGUGAAUAAUGAUUGAACAGACAUAUAGCGCAAAUUCCAGUUUUUUUUUUUUACCUUGUUUUGAUCACAACGUGAACAGCUGGCUCAGUCCUUAAGGGGUUAAACAUGUUUACCAUGCCACUUAUUUAACUUUCUCUUACAGUGAUAUGUGGUUCCUGGUUUGAUCAUUUCAGAGGCUGGUACAUCAACAAGGAGGAGUUUAAUGUACUUUUUAUGACAUAUGAAGAAAUGAAAAAGGUUGGUGAUUGUUUGUUUAUAAAGAAAUGCAUUUAAUUUGUAUACAUCCAGUCUAAAAUGUGCCUAUUAAAUCUCAUGUAACUCACUUCACGUAAACCUCAAUAUAGUCAUUCUCCAAUGAUUUCAUUACUUAUUACGUUUUGUUGUUUUUGAUUUUUUUUAAUGUAUGUGUCCUGUGUCUCUCACAAUAAUUGAAGGGUUUUUGUUUUUUAUACAUUCUUUAAUUGGGUUGGAAAGGGCAGUUUUAGUUCUGUUUCUUCUACCUUCACUUUUGUAUAUUUUAUAUUGAGAAUUAGGGGUUUUUUUUCCAUUAAAUUCUUUCCCCAAGAGAUUUCUAAAAAGAGAGAAUCAAGAUCUCAUUCUUCAGAUGCAGCCUUCAUUAUCUAUAUAAAGCUUUGUGAAGACUGUUGUGUAUCUAAUUUACUUUUUGGUUUGUAUGGAAUCCAUUUAUGGUCAGAUUAUAGAAUUCUGAAAUUAAUUUUACAUCUUUCUCACUUAUUAAAUUGUACACAUAAAUAACAUCUAUUGAUUUGAAAAUUCCCAUAUGAGAUAUAACUAAUUUCCCUAGAAUUUGUCAAAAAUAAUAAUUUACAUUGUAUAGUUUUCUUUAAAGGGUCCCUCUAACCACCAUGGCAAUCUUGCAUGAUUGCAAAGUUUUAAUGUAGAGAGAACAUCACAUCCAUCCUGCUGAGAUUUCAUUGAGUCUAAGAAAGCAAACCAAUUGGAUCACUUGUGGGGUAAUUCCUUUGAUUGCAAUUUACACACUAUGUAUUUGUGUAUGGUAAACACAGCUUUAUCAGCAUUAGACAGCCUUCUAAAAUCUUUUAUUUUUUUAAUUUGAAAUUAAAUUCUGUUUGCUGUGUAUACUUACUAAAAUAUGUUUUUCUCAUAUGUUGAGGUAUAUUAUUCCCUGUAUGUUCUGUCUCUGUAUGUGUGCAGAGUUUGCAUUGGUCUGUACUCUCUCAAUAUAAGCCAGUAAUGUCCUAAGCUUCUCUUUUCAAAGGAUCUGCGAUCAGCAGUAAUGAAAAUAUGCAGUUUUUUGGGCAAAACACUUGAUGAUGAAGCAGUGGAUACUGUGGUGGAAAAAGCCACAUUUAAAAACAUGAGACAUGACCCACUGGCAAACUAUACAUUUUUACCUCAAGAUAUCAUUGAUCAAAGCAAAGGAAGUUUUCUUCGUAAAGGUACUGGUACACAUUUAUUUAUAGUCACCUAUUUACAUACUCAUACAGCAUAAAUAUGCCCUAUUGUGACCCCUCUGUCAUGCCCCCCUCCCCAACAUGGUGCAGAAUUUUUUUUUUUUAGAUACAUAAAUGAGAAAAGGAAAGUAAAACAAGGAUUAGUUAGAUUAAAAACAGAAGGAAGGUAUGUAGAAGAGGAUAGGUCUGACUGUCUCAAUGAAUAUUUUUUGUUCAGUAUUUACAGAUGAAAUGGACCUCAGUUAGGAAAAAGGACAAAUUAGUCAUUUAUUACAUGUGAGUUUACAGAGGAAGAGGUUCUAUUUCAACUGUCAAAAGUAAAUACAAAUAAGUCAAUGGGGCCUGAUGGAAUACACCCAAGGUUAUUAAAGAGCUUAGUGGUGUACUUAAUGGAUUUAUUUACCCAAUCAUUGUUAACAGGAGUAGUCCCAGAAAGUUGGGAGUUAGCAAAUUUUGUGCCCAUUCACAAGAAAGGUAACUGAGGCCUUACUUCAGUAGUGGGGAAAUAAUGGAAACCAUGUUAAAGGAUAGGAUUGUUGAACAUCUAAAAUUACAUGGAUUCAAGAUCAGAGACAACAUGGGUUUACUUCAGGGAAAUCAUGCCAAACUAAUCUUAUUUUUUUUUUUUUUUGCUUGGGUAACUAAAAUAAUAGAUCAGGGUGGUGCAGUAGACAUUGCUUACCUAGAUUUCAGUACAUAAAAGGCUUAUCAAUAAACUGCAAUAUUUAAGUUUGGAUUCCAAUACUGUUGAAUGGGUAAGGCAGUGGCUGAGUGAUGGGCAACAUAGGAUUGUAAUCAAUGGAGUAUAUUUGAAGCAUGGGAUUGUCACCAGUGGGGCACCCUAGGAAUCUGUACUUGAACCCAUUCUCUUUAAUAUUUUUAUCAGUGAUAUUGCAGAAGGUUUUGAUGUUAAGGUAUGUCUUUUUGCUGAUGAUACUAAGAUAUGUAACAGGGUUGAUGUUCCAGGAGGGAAAGGUCAAAUGGCAAAUUAUUUAGGUCAACUAGAAAAAUGGUCAGAGUUAUGGCAGCUUUGCUUAUAACUGCAAGAGAAUGCAUCUUGAACGUAAGAACCCAAGGGCAGAGUACAGAAUAUUUGAUAGAGUCCUAAUCUCAACAUCUGAGUAAAGAGAUUUAGGAGUAAUUAUUUCAGAUGACUUAAAGGUAGGCAAACAAUGUAAUAGAGCAGCAGGAAAUGCUAGCAGAAUUAUUGGUUUUAUAGGGAGAGGUAUUGGCAAUAUAAAGAGGGAAGUGCUCAUGCUAUUAUGCAGAACACUGGUGAGACCUCACUUGGAGUAUUGUAUGCAGUACUGGAGACCGUAUCUCGAGAAGAAUAUUGAUACUUUAGAGAAAGUUCAGAGAAGGGCUACUGGUUCAUGGAUUGCAGGGUAAAACUUACAAGGAAAUGUUAAAGGAACUUAACAUGUAUAGCUUGGAGGAAAGACGAGACAGGGGAAAUGAUAAAAGCAUUUAAAUAAAUAAAUAAAGGGAAUCAACACAGUAAAGGAGGAGACUAUAUCUAAAAGAAGAAAAACUACCACAACAAGAGGACAUAGUCUUAAAUUAGAGGGGCAAAGGUUUAAAAAUAAUAUCAGGAAUUAUUGCUUUACUGAAAGGGAAGUGGAUGCACAGAAUAGCCUUCCAGCUGAAGUGGUAGAGGUUAACACAGUAAAGGAGUUUAAGCAUGCGUGGGCAUAAAGCUAUCCUAACUAUAAGAUAAGGCCAGGGACUAAUGAAUGUAUUUAGAAAAUUGGGCAGACUAGAUGGGCCGAAUGGUUCUUAUCUGCUGUCACAUUCUAUGUUUCACAUUCUAUAUUAAAAACCCCUUCUGUAUCUUACUUAAGUCCAGCUUGUUCAGGCUCUGCCUCUGCUCCUGCACAUGUUCAUCAAUGGUCGUGCGUGCAUUAGCGUGUAUAGCUACAUGAUGCUGGAUGUCCUUUUGUGAAAGAUAUGGUGUACGUGGCUAGCUAUCUGUAGGAUCCAUCAUUUGCAGUCAAAGGAUUGUAGGCUCAGGGUAAUAGAAACCAGUGGUGUUGCUAUGGAAAUUGAGGAGUGGGCAUAGAUAUGCAGUUUUGCCCAAUCUUAAACCUCCAGCAGAAAUCUGGUCAUGGGGAAGAUCUCUACAUGGAAGGUCUUUUGUGUCUUGGGAUCCAGAAUAAGAAACGUAUGCCCUUUUGUCAUGACCAGCAGAACUCAAUGCUCUCCCAUUGUGAUGGCUUAGGCUCAGUAUAUUGGGAUGUACCAGAAUUUUAGAUGCCAUGAUCAUUUUUCUGUUUUGCCAUACUAAUCUGCCUAGUAUAAAUUUAUGUGAAUUCAGAUACUCCACCAGUAGAGGUGUCUGUAGUGUUUUCAGAAGGUACUCUAAUUUUGGGAGAAUUAACAUUUUAGCAGCUGCUAUAUAUCCCAGUGAUUUUAUGAUUUGCCCUGCCAUGACUGAAGAGUAGAUGCUAUUUGGUCAGUUAUGCAUAAUUCAAAUUAAAGAGGUCUUUUAGAUUUCUUACGAUUCUGAUCCCCCAGAGAGUUAUGCAAUCAAACCCAAAGGCCUGCAGGAAAUGGGAGACUGCAGUAGAAAGUAUUCCCACACCCAUGGCUUGUGUUUUGUUCAUAUCUAGCUUAUAGUAGGACUGUUUACUAUAUUCUUGGAUCUAUUUAUGUAAAUUUGGUAGGGAAGUGAGUGACUGCAUUAUGGAGAGUAAGAUAUAAUCUGCAAACAAUAUUUAUGUGUAUUCUCUUUACCCCAUCACAAUCCACCAAAUGGAUCUGCUCUAUUUGAAGCAGCCAUGGGUUCUAAUACUAACAUGUAAAGCAACUGUCAUGCUCCUGAGCAGGUCAAAGAGGAGACGAUUGCAAGGGUUAUUGGUUAAAACAUUGUCGUAUUAGACAUAAUAAAUUUACUGAAAAUAAAUAAUAAAGGGCAGUCUGCCACAAACAGGAUACUUUGUGAGAAAAAACAGGGUUUGGUGAUAUGCCACAAACAAAAUCUUUAGAAAGUAAAUGAAUAAAGUCUUUUGUAUACAAGCAAGCUUGAAGUUAUACCAACUAGUUAAGGAUUUCCAGGAUACUUUGCAAUGUAGCUAGUUAUAGGUAAAUACCUUUUAGGAUAAGACAAUACAGGAUCAUGCAGAGUUGUAGAGGUUGAAACAGGUAGGUAUAUUCCAAAAUAAUAUAAUGCAGGUUGCUUACAAGAUCAUGCAGUGAUGCAGCAAUUGAAGCAGUUAAGAUUCUUCGAUGAAGGCAAUAUGCCACAAAUCAGGAUUCUUGGAAGCUGAUAAGGAAAGUCUUUCGGUAAGAUGUAGUUCAGGCAAAUUCAGGAGUAAUGCAGGUUAGUGCCUUUCAGGAACAGAGAUUCUUUAUCAGAGCAUAGACUUCAAUGUCAAGGCACUGUUAUGUGCCGGCCGUAGACUUAUCAAGCCUCCUAAUUAGUUAAUCCAGGUGAGGUUAUUAAGGUGAGUGAAUAGAUUAGUGGCUAGGGAGGCCACUAGAGGAGAAAAUCAUGAAGUUCACUUAAAGGGCCAGUAAUAAACGAAAAAGUCUUACAUGUCAGUUUUGAAACCUGACGGCACAGGGAUAGGGGUCAUCCCUGUCUUCUGACAAUGGGUUGGGGGUGGGGUUGCCCAACUUAGGUAAAGUCGGUCACUACAUCUUCUAACAGUACUGAGUGUAAAAGCGGAGUAUGAACUAUAGUAUUAAAUAAGGCUGCCAUAUGUGGGGUUGAGUAUCUACGGGUAUUUUUUAUAAUAGGUGUUAGAGAAACCAUCGGGCACUAGGACUUUUCUAUCUGGUAAACAUUUUUAUGGCGCCAAUCACCGCAAAUGUAACUAUUAUGGCGCCAUCUGAUUUGCCUGUUUUGUUGUCAAUGUUAGGAGAAUUACUGAGUAUAGGUACUGUUGUACCCAGAGGCAUAACUAGAAACCACGGGGACCCUGUGCGAAUAUUGCCCUGCCCCCCCCCAUAUGUCUCACCUCUCUAGUAAGACAGAAUUGGAGCGUUUAACGAGAUAGAAUGAGUAUGGCAGGGUGAAAGGGAGUGGGUGUGACAGAGUGAUAGAGAAAAUGCACGGCAAGAUUGGGGGUGAGUGUGAUAGUGCCAGAGAAGGUGAGUGUGAUAGAGUGAAUAUGGCAGCAAUGGGAAGGGAGUAUGGCAUGGUUGAGUGACAGGAUUGGGGGAGUUAUUGUGAGUGUAGCAGGGUGAAGGGGGAUGACAGUGUGUGUGGUGGGGUGACAGUUACACAGACACACAGGUGCAUUCACUAACACACAUGCAGACAGUGGCGUACAUACCAGGGUCGCAGGGGUCGCAGCUGCGACCGGACCCGGCCCACCAGGGGGCCCGGCCGCCCCUGCGACCUGGUAUGUACCCACAGGGCCAGCCUCUUCUCCUGGGGGACCCAGGAGCCGGCCACCUCAGGGCCCCCCUGAGGCUGGCCCUGCUGACCCCGGCGGGCGGGCUGGCUGUCUGGGUGGCCGGCGCGCGAGGGAGCACUCUCCCCUGUGUGCUUCCUCUUCACCUCCCUCGCGCACCGCACUGAUAUCGGAGCCGGAAGAUGAAUUCAUCUUCCGGCGCCGGCAUCCCUAUGCGGCGCGCGAGGGAGCUGAAGAGGAAGCACACAGGGGAGAGUGCUCCCUCGCACGCCGGCCACCCAGGCAGCCAGCCCGCCCUCCCAGCAGCACCACUGGACCCCAGGGAACCCCCCCCCCAGCUCUCCAAAAGGUAAGGAGGCUGGGGGAUUAAAUUUUUUUUUUUUUUAAAUGUGUGUGUGUUAGUGUGUGUUUGUGUGUGUGUUUGUGUGUUAGUGUGUGUGUGUGUGUUAGUGUUUGUGUGUAUGUUAGUGUUUGUGUUAGUGUUUGUGUGUGUGUGUUAGUGUGUGUGUCAGUGAGUGUUUCUGUUAUUGGGUGUGUGUCUGCUAGUGAGUGUGUUACUGUGUGUGUCUGUUACUGAGUGUGUUUGAUGUCUGUUAGUAAGUGUGUGUUUGUCAGUGAAAGUGUAUGUUUUGUAAGUGAGUGUGUUUGUAUGUCUGUCACUGAGUGUGUCUCUGUCAGUAAAUGUGUGUGUCUGUUUGCUAGUGUGUAUGUGUCUGUUCGUGAGAGUGUGUGUGUGUGUGUCUUCAGCAUCUACCUUUCUCCAGCGUCGGACUCCAUUGGCUCUGGGGAUCCCUCCGCCUCUCAGCUCCGAAUGCACAUUACUCAAUGCUUUCCUAUGGACGUUCAGUGUCUUCUCACUGUGAUUUUCACAGUGAGAAUCGCGGAAGCUCCUCUAGCGGCUGUCAAUGAGACAGCCACCAGAGGCUAUGUUUUCAGCUGCAGGGUUAAAACUAGAGGGACCUGGCACCCAGACCACUUCAUUGAGCUGAUGUGAUCAUUGACAGCUACUAGAGGAGCUUCCGCGAUUCUCACUGUGAAAAUCACAGUGAGAAGACACUGAACGUCCAUAGGAAAGCAUUGAGUAAUGCUGGGGCAUGAUCUGACCAUGACAAAUGGCCUAUGUAGCAAUCCACUAUUUGGUUGAGAGCUGAGUCAGGGACAAAGAAGCGGUCAAUCCUGGAGUAGGAAAUGUGGACUUGGGAGAAAUAAGUGUAUUCCUUGGCACCUGGCUUUAACAUGCGCCAGACAUCUUUUAAGUUAUGUGUUGUGAGUAAUUUAUUCAUUAUUUUACUUUGAUGAGUUAUCCUUCUGAAUCUCGAGGAGGAUUAAAGUAACGUGAAGUCUAAACCAGGAUGAAUUAUGUGAUUUAUGUUACCACAUAUUACUGUAAUAAUGUAUAGAGGGAGAUACCUUGGCCAGUAGUUUAAGGAGAAAAUGUCUUUGAUCGGUGUUCGUACCAUAUAUAUUAAUAAUAGUAUAGGUCACAUUAUUAAGUGAGCAGUUUAGGAGCAAGAACCUAAUCUCUAGGUCGACCAUUUUGUUAUUUAGUGCAAAGGCUAUUAUUUUGCUAAUAAGAAUGGAAACUUAUUUGAUAGCUGGUGGUGGCAUGAAAGGAAUGGGUGUCAUGGACAAACUAAUCUAUAGCCUGGUGGGGCCAAUCUUAGUAGACAUGAGCAUCCUGUGGAGAUGUUCACCUGCCAAGGUACACUUCUAAGAAUUGGGGACUUGUACAUUCACCACAUGGGAUGGGCAUAGGGCCCGCAAACUUGGAUAGCAUCAAUAAUAAUAUUGAGGCCGCCCACAAGGCCCAUUAAACUAAGUAAAAGAGAAACCGUAAAAUUAGUACAGCUAGAAAGCUGAGAACUCUGAUGUUGGGUGCUGUACCACUUAUGGGUACGUUGGAGAGUGUUCAGUCAAGAGAGCCUCCUAAUCUUGACUCAGUCCCCCAUUAUGAGUGUCUGAAAAUUACCUCUGUGGAAGAUCCCUACUAUGUAAUGGUGCCAUUUGGUUUUUAAGCCAACUAACACUGUAGAUUUUAUUUUGUGUAUAUGCAUAUGAAAUGUAUAUGUUUUUUUUAAGCCCACUAACACUGUCAAUUUCAUUUUAUCUAUAUGCAUAUGAAAUGUAAUAUGAUUUGUAAAAAGUUUUUUUUAAAUUUAAAAAAAAUCUCUACCUAAUUAAAUGUACACCUGAUAAGGAGGCUUCGCUGAUCCCACAUGACAAGGUGUUCAGAAAUUACUCCUCGCCUUAAUUGGCACAAUAGUGUAUGGUAGGCAUGUGCAUGGGGAAAAUAUUCAGCUUGGUUCGGCAUUCCGAAAUUCGGGACUUCGUUAAUUCGGGAAUUCGGCACUUCGCCACUUCGGCACUUGAACACUUCGCCACUUCGGAACUUCAGCAACUUCGGCACUUCGGAUCUUAGACACUUCGGCACUUCAGCAACUUCAGCACUUCGGGAACUUCGGAAAUCUCGUGCAUCUCGGGACUUCUCUUGCAGCCGCUUGGUAGAUAACUCCCUAAUUCCCACGGUAUUAGGUAGAUAUCUACCAAAAGGCUGAAAGACCUUAAUUGGUCUUUCAGCCAAAUUUACUAAUACUAAGUAAAAAUUACUUAGUAUUAGUAAAGUGUGCCCCUACUCGCUAGUAAAUCACUGUUUAAAAAAAAAAAGCGGGUGGGGGCCCUAAAUACAAAUUGGGGGAGGACCUAUUGUCCUCCCCCCUGGCCCCCAUCCCUGAGCAGUGGGUGGAGGCCCUAAAUACAAAUUGGGGGGGACCUAUUGUCCUCCCCCCUGGCCCCCACCUCUGAGCGGUGGGUGGGGCCUUAAACAAGAAUAAGGGGGACCUAAUGUUCUCCCCCCGGCCCCCACCCCUGAGCGGUGGGUGGGGGCCCUAAAUACAAAUUGGGGGGGACCUAAUGUCCUGGCCCCCACCCCUGAGCAGUGGGUGGGGGCCCUAAAUGAAAAUUUAACCCCCCCUCCCCCAACCCCUAGUCACCCCCUCCCGAAGAAAAUAAACCCCUACCAACCCCCCUCACCCUAAAAAUAAUGAGGGGGACCUUUAACUAAGUACAUGUAAAAAUAAACAUAAACUUACCAUUUGAUGUUUUCUUUCUUCUAAAAUCUUAUUUUUUUUAGACCCGAAAAAGGCCAAAUAAAAAGCCAUAAUAACCAACGCAAUAAAAAAAAAAAAGAGCGCAAAAAAAUAAUCCAUCUUCACCCAUGGAGGGCUCCGCACAGACUGAGCUCUGAAGGGAGGGGGAAGGCUUAUAAAGCCUUGCCCUGCCCUGCAAUUAGGCUCAGAGCACUCUGAUUGGUGGGUUUAAGCCAUCCAAUCAGAGUGCUCUGACAGGUAAAUGAAGAAACUGUGUCAUUUUACACAGCGUGGGAAAGUUCUUUGGAAUUUUCCCUCGUUGUGUAAUUUGACUCAUUACACUCUGAUUCGUGGAUUAAGUAACCAAUCAGAGAGUUAUGAGUCAAAUUACACAGCAUGGGAAAAUUCCAAAGAACUUUCCCACGCUGUUUAAAAUGACACAGAGCACUCUGAUUGGUGGAUUUCAAACCAACCAGUCAGAGUGCUGUGACAGGUAAAUGUAGAGACUUACCUGCUCUGAGCCUAAUUGCAGGGUGGGGCAAGGCUUUAUAAGCCUUCCCCGACCCUGCAGAGCUCAGUCUGCACGGAGGUGGGGUGGGAGCCAGGACGGAGGACAUUAGGUCCCCCCCAAUUUGUAUUUAGGGCCCCCACCCACCGCUCAGGGUGGGGGCCAGGAGGGAGGACAUUAGGUCCCCCUCUUAUUCUUGUUUAGGGCCCCCACCCAACGCUCAGGGGUGGGGGCCAGUGGGGAGGACAAUAGGUCCUCCCCCCUUUUUUUACUUUAGGGCCCCCACCCGCCGCUCAGGGGUGGGGGCCGGGGGGGGGCAAAAGGAUGCUCACUUUGGCACUUUGACACCUCGGAACUUCGGAACUUUGGCACUUCAGCAAUUCGGCACUACUACACUUCGGAAAUUCGGUAAUUUCGGCACUUCGGCAAUUCAGCUAUUCGUAAAUUCGGAAGCACCCGAAUGUCUGAAUUACCUGAAAUUCGGCCGAAUUUUCAUUCAGACCGAAACAAAUUGCACAAGUCUAGUGUAUGGGUUUGAGAUCAAGAGAGACCCCAUUGGCACAUAAAGAGUAAUAGAUGUUUCCUCAAGGGCCUAAUAGUUUAACAAAUGUUACCAUAGCAUAUCUUUCUCUCCUCAGACCCUCUCUACACACAUUUUAAAGUAUUACAUAGUAUAAUUGCUCAGUAUACUUGCUCCUUCUUCCCAUGCUAAAAUAAACAGCUCUACAUGAAGGGCUUAGUGGCGCUGUCUAUUCAAGGUCAGAGUUAGCACUGGGGGGAACCUUCAGGAGAUGUAUGAGAAUCUAGGCCCCAUGUAUCCAGCAGCUUGAGGGCAUUUUCUGGCAUGGUCACAAUUGUGGCCAUUGUGGUAUAGCAUUAGCUUUACUGGGUAUCCCCGUUUAUAGGGUAUGUGGUGUUGCCUCAGAGUGUCAGUGGUCUACUAAAGCAACAUCCUAUUUCUCACAUCGUAAGAUGACAUCGUAAGAUGACAGGUUGGCAUAAAUAUGAAUGUUAUUAUACUCUGCGGGUAAAUCAUUCUUGGAUCUGCUGGACUUCAGGAAGGACUCUUUGACGUGAUGGUAAUGUAGGUACAAGUUGUUUAGUCUUUACCAGUCCUCAGAAUCUAUGAGCUUUGCUUCGUAAACCUAAAUCUGUGCUUCCACUUGUUGCAGUCAAUAAGCUAGGCUUUUAUGAGCUUCUACAAAUUCAUCUAUUAUUAAUAUGACGUGGGACAUUCUGGCAUCCAGAUCCUGUACGUAUAUUUCCCACAAAUUUCUGAAAUAUUUGUAAAAUCUUGUCUCCACCACUCUCCUACUUACAUGCGCUUGGGAGGUCCCAUCACACCCCCACUAUUUCUCAACAUUACAGAUCAAUUUAUUAAUUAUUUCACUCAUAAAGACAUCUCGGGAUGAGGCUGAGGUUUGGAGACUCUGUGUAAGAGUGUAAAACAUACCACAGAGGAAGGUCUGCAGAUCAGCCUGUUGGACUGUCUCUGGGAUUCACUGCAGGUACAAGUUGUUUAGUCUUUACCAGUCCUCAGAAUCUAUGAGCUGUGCUUCGUAAACCUAAAUCUGUGCUUCCACUUGUUGCAGUCAAUAAGCUAGGCUUUUAUGAGCUUCUACAAAUUCAUCUAUUACUAUGACGUGGGACAUUCUGGCAUCCAGAUCCUGUACGUAUAUUUCCCACAGAUUUCUGAAAUAUUUGUAAAAUCUUGUCUCCACCACUCUCCUACUUACAUGCGCUUGGGAGGUCCCAUCACACCCCCACUAUUUCUCAACAUUACAGAUCAAUUUAUUAAUUAUUUCACUUUUCUGAUGACAUUGCUAAGCCUAUUUUCUGGAAAUGUUACUGUAAGAAUUUUUAUGUUAACCCUGUGUAAUAAUUAUUUGUCCCUUUUUAGGCACCAUUGGGGACUGGAAAAAUAUAAUGACAGUGGCACAGAGUGAGAUGUUUGAUCAAGUGUUUGAAGAGAAAAUGAAAGAUCUAAAAAUCAAGUUUACAUGGGCUAUUGAUGAAACCAAUUGAAUUUUGCCACAUUAUAUUCAUAUAACUGGUGACAAUUUCUAAUAAAAAAAUAUGCAAAUAAAUUAAAAUACAUGUUAUUUCAGUACUCACCAUUUCCUUAAAAUUAUUUUUUUCAAAACAAUGG
Molecule: messenger RNA, 24681 nt
Organism: Pelobates cultripes (western spadefoot toad)
Lineage: Eukaryota; Metazoa; Chordata; Amphibia; Anura; Pelobatidae
Source: the annotation of a GenBank genome assembly